AUGCCUACCACAGAACAGGGAGAAGCUCUAUAUCGGGCACGACUCGAGCGAGCAAGGAAGGCCAAGGAGCUCUACGAGCGUACUGGCGAAGUUGUAUACCAGCCACUCGUGGACCCUAAGGCUGCAGAUCCCAACAAAGGGUCGUCUGCUGGACUCCCAGGACUGGUAGUCUGGCAGUGGUAUGGCCCCUGGACUCUGAGAAGAGAGUUUGAAAAUCGCUAUGCAAUCAUGAGUGAUCCUGCGUUGAUUAUCCACGGCGAUAACUGCAUGAAUGCGGCUUCUGCAAAAAGGCAUUUUAAGUCGAUUCCUACCGAGAAGAAGAAGCUUAUCUGGAAUAACGAAGUCUCGCACUUCCAGCAUUAUAAUCAGCCAGAUUGUGUGGAUCGCAAUGUUGGCGAUAUCGCUGCUUGCUUCUCUCAGAUCGACUAA
Messenger RNA from Aspergillus tanneri, 429 nucleotides. RefSeq lists its product as uncharacterized. The record is from RefSeq and is a predicted model, not a curated record. Lineage: Eukaryota; Fungi; Ascomycota; Eurotiomycetes; Eurotiales; Aspergillaceae. The coding region runs from base 1 to 429 and encodes 142 amino acids. The transcript is spliced from 2 exons.